GAUAAGGUACGGAAUACCUAGCGUAAAUCGCGAGUGUUUCACAUAACGACCAAAUUUAACAGAGCAGCUGCGCGGAGGCUGACUGGGUUAGUGAUGGAAUGAAGUGUCGUCUAAUCCGUAACGUAACGCAAGGAUCUAUAGCGACCCCGUGUAUAGUUUCGAAAAAAAAAAUAUUUGUGAGAUACCUCGAGUUCGACUAAAUAAUCCGCCAGUGAAAUAACCAUGUCAUACAUCGGGAAUGCCUCAGAUGUGGAGCAGGAAAAAAAUCUUACUGAAUAUCGUCGCCAGCGUAGUUCCAGUAAUCUGAUGCCCGAAAGUUCUAAAUCCGGGCGCAAUCCUAAGUUAUCCGAUGUGCUGUGGAAUGACAAACGAGGCAAUCAGGGUAACCAAUCCGACGAUGAUGACUCGGAGGUAUCCGAUAGUGAAAACUUUUUGGCCAAAGGAGCGUUCCUUAUUACGCCUUCGCACGAGCUCUCGAUGGAUCGAGCGGCUAUGAUUUGCGAAAAGAUGAAUUUCAAAGGUUGCUUUAGUCUUACAAAAACGGCCACCGGAAUACUGUUCAAAUUUUCUAAUCCAGAAGACUACCAGGCCGUAUUUAAAAAGGGCUUCCAUAAGGUGACGGGUGCCCGUUUCUACAAGAAGGUAGCCAUUCCCUGUCGGCCACAGAAAACUUUCAUGCUUUACGUGUUUGAUGUACCAGACGACGUACCCGUCGAGGACAUUCGCCACUCGCUGUACCGAUUCAGUUCGGUGGUGGAAGUUGUUCGACUAGUUGUGCACUACCAGAAACAAUCGAAUGUCCAGGAACAGGAACCGAAUCCGACCGGUUCUGCCACCCCGAAGCCCCAGUUACCUAAACUACCAACGCCAAAACCAAUCGAUGAACAGGAUGUGGCCCUUCAACGGGAGUCUCCACCGCCGCCAAUCCGGAUCACGUUAGCCUCUAUCGAUGAGUACCAUCUUCUGUUGCAGAACGGGCUGGAUUUUUACGGUGCUACAUUUUUCCCCACGGAACCGACGCUCCCGGCACAGGCCGCCAGAAUUGCCACCAAGAAAGGAAGUCGCAUGAUCGAUGGCAGCAUACCAGGGCGUGUUCGCGAAUUGCUUCCGGUAUUUGAUGCCGCCGGUUUCAGCAAAAUUCCUCCGCCGGCUUCCAAGACGAUCAAACCGCGCCCAUAAAAUUGACAAAUUAUAAUCGCUCAUUGUAAGAAGCAAAAAACCCCUAGAAAAUUGCAAAAAGCAAAAAAACUGAUCGAAAUAUACCGCACUGCUGGGUUCGAAUGGUUUUAUUGUUUUGAAGGCUACGCUCGAUUAGUUCCGACUAUGAAAACAUCAACAGAACACGAAAACAAGAAUGAAUGAGUUUCUGUAGUAUCAUGACUUUCGCAAACUACUUUUAUCCGUUAUGAUAAAAUAUGCAGAUCUACUAUUUAGCCAACAUAACAGCAUCACACACAUUCGUAUAACAAAGAUUAUCUCUAGACAAUUCAACAGUUCCUCUUCUGUAAGUGUGAAUAAUUUUAAGGGUCUCGAAAACUAUGUUUUUACUAUGUUAUUAAAUUAGGAUUGAUACGAUAUUUAAUUAUAAAUCAGUAUGAUCACUUGAAUAUUACACAAAUUUCCAGUUACUUUCUGACAACGGCUUUUAUGAAUACAUUGAUAAUUUAACUACAUUUACAUAUUUUGCUUGGAAUAAAUUAUGCGAAUCUUAUAUAAGGAUCUAUAUGAAGUUUUUAAUCUAUGUCAGCGAUUUCCAACAAAUUGAAAAAUUUAAAAUUUUAUGUCAUACUUAUGGAAGUGAACACGAAUCCCAAAUGCAAGGUACACGUAUCAUUGUCCAGUGGGACGAUAGAAGUAAUCACCCUCAUUUUUGUUUACGUCCGUAUCGAUCAUACGACGAACGGAUACUUUCGAACGAAUACGAAUAAACCAUUCUUUUUUUUUCACUCGAAUGAUUUUGAAUGCUACUCAUUUGCCACAAAAUAUUUAAAUAUCAGUAAACUUCUUCAAAUAAAUGCUAAGCCUUGAUGAAAUCAGCCCAAUUCUUGUGAUUAACCAUAUGUGAAACGCUAGAAUGUAUGCCAGUUUAGUCUCGAACAAUACAUGUAUUCAAACAUCAUUGGUAGGAACGAAAAGAUCCAUUCUCGUUUACAGACGAAUAGACGAAAUGCCGUGGUUGGGAUUCAUCAGAUUUUAAUGUUGCGAAU
This is a messenger RNA of Malaya genurostris, 2207 nucleotides long. RefSeq lists its product as uncharacterized. The record is from RefSeq and is a predicted model, not a curated record. Bases 223 to 1179 code for a protein of 318 amino acids. NCBI's taxonomy places the organism in Eukaryota, Metazoa, Arthropoda, Insecta, Diptera, Culicidae. The transcript is spliced from 3 exons.